Cucurbita moschata (crookneck pumpkin) is the source of this 1704-nucleotide messenger RNA. RefSeq names its product mitochondrial inner membrane protein OXA1-like. Gene Ontology annotation, cellular component: mitochondrial inner membrane. The transcript is spliced from 10 exons. Gene Ontology annotation, molecular function: membrane insertase activity. The record is from RefSeq and is a predicted model, not a curated record. Lineage: Eukaryota; Viridiplantae; Streptophyta; Magnoliopsida; Cucurbitales; Cucurbitaceae. Gene Ontology annotation, biological process: protein insertion into mitochondrial inner membrane from matrix; mitochondrial respiratory chain complex IV assembly. Bases 163 to 1491 code for a protein of 442 amino acids.
AAAAGGAAAAUCGAACUCACCGUUUUAAGCUUUCUAAACCCAAAACCCCUCGUUUCCGUCUCGUCGUACGCGCCACGCUUCGAUUUCAGCUGUUCUUCUGGCUUCCUCCCUCCUCCGCUCCCGUCCUCGCAUCGCCGGCGAGCUCACAGGCAGACGGUAUCAAUGGCUUACAGACGCAGCCUUUGCACAAGAGCAAAUAUUAUAGCUCGGCAGUGUCAUCCAUCGAUUAGUAUUUUUGGUCAUACUAAUGACCGUAAAAAUCAGCAUGUGGAUGGGGAUUCGAUUUCCCAGGAAAAAAUCAAUAAUUUCCUGCAGAGGAGGUCAUUUGGAACUAGCUUUAAUGUAUCAUCCAGGUCUAAUUUAUUUCCUCAUGGUAGAAGAUAUCCAAACGCUCUCCUCCCGUCAAGUGCUGGUUCCUUUUUCUGCCGCUACAUGUCAAGUACUAUUGGUGAAGGGUCUGAAAAGAUUGAAUUCAUGAGUGAUGUUGCAGAAGUUCUCACAGAUACAACAGUUCAAUCGGCAGUAUCUCAGGCUGCUGUAGCUAAUGAAGUAGCCAUUGCUGCUGCUGAUUCUUUUCUUCCUGUCAAGGGUUUGCAGUACUUUAUAGAUGGUAUUCAUUCUUUUACUGGAUUAAAUUGGUGGGCGUGCAUUGUAUUAACAACCCUGCUGAUUCGUGGUGCAACAUUCCCACUUUUGAUAAAUCAACUCAAAUCUACUGCAAAGCUUACUUUGUUAAGGCCUCACUUGGAGGAAGUUAAGAAUGAGAUGCAAGAAAAGGGUAUGGAUCCCAGGGCUGUUGCUGAAGGUCAACAAAAAAUGAAAAAACUUUUUCAUGAGUUUGGUGUGAGCCCAUUUACCCCAUUGAAAGGGCUUUUUAUUCAGGGUCCCGUUUUCAUCAGUUUUUUUCUUGCGAUAACUAACAUGGCAGAAAAAGUGCCUUCAUUUAAAAACGGUGGAGCAUACUGGUUUGUUGAUCUUACGACUCCGGAUACAAUGUAUAUUUUUCCAGUUUUAACAGCACUCACAUUCUGGAUCACCGUGGAGUUCAAUAUGCAAGAAGGUAUGGAAGGAAAUCCUAUGGCUGGUACAAUGAAAAAUGUGAUGAGGGGUCUUGCUAUUGCUACGGUCCCCUUGACCUCAAGUUUUCCAAAGGCAAUAUUCUGUUACUGGGUUACAUCUAACCUAUUCUCACUUGCCUAUGGAGCAGUUCUCAAAGUUCCUGGGGUAAAGAAGGCCUUGGGUGUUCCAGAAAUACCAGUGGCGGAUAAGAAUACCGCCCCACAACCUGCCUUCUCAUUUCUUACAGCUCUGAAACAAGCAACAGCAGCACCCAAAGAACCUACCACCACCUCACUAACUGCUGAACCAUCACGGUCACCAUCGCCAUUGCAAGACCGAAAAGUUUCAUCAUCGUCAGUUAUCAGCCAGAGGCUUAGAAGUUUGGAAAAAGAAGUGAAGGGAAGGAAAAAGAUGAAGAACAAGAAAAAGUGAGGGCUAUAUUUAUUUCAGGUAUUGGGACAUCAAUUACAUUUAUUUGUCUGUGCUGCUUGGUAGACUGUAGUAUUAAUGGCUAGUCAGUUGAGUUAGUGAUAACUGAUAAUUUUCCUCCUAAUGAUAGUUUUAAUACCCCAGGAAGAGACAGAGAGAGCCCAGCCAAACGAAAAUAAAUUCUUUGCUUGUGGAGUUUCUACAAGUUCAAUCUAA